UGGAACACAACAAGCCACGCCUUUGGACCAAUCGCCACCGUACUUGUUGUUUCCUGACAAAAUUUGUUGCCAUGGAUUGCCUGAAAGACUGGCCCGAGCCGGUUGUCCCGGUGCAGUCCUUGUCCGAGACCGGCGCCGCCGUCAUCCCCGACCGCUACGUCAAGCCGCCAUCGGAGCGGCCGUCGUUGGAUUCUACUGCCGAUGAGAAUAUCCUUGGCAUCCCGAUCGUUGACCUCGGAGGGCUGGCGGAGGGGUCGGCGGAGUGCCGAGCCACCAUGCGGGCAAUCUCCGACGCAUGCCGGGAAUGGGGAUUCUUCCAGGUGGUGAACCAUGGAGUUAGCCAUGAGCUCAGGGAAAGAAUCCGGGACGUGUGGAGAGGGUUCUUCCAACUCCCCACGGAGGCCAAGAAGGCCUACGCCAACACCCCGACGACCUACGAGGGUUACGGCAGCCGCAUCGGCGUCCAGAAGGGCGCCAUUCUGGAUUGGGGUGACUACUACUACCUCCAAUACCUUCCUCACUCGGCGAAGAACUAUGACAAAUGGCCUCUCCUGCCAAUUUCCAUCAGGGAUACUAUAGAAGAGUAUGGCGAUGAGAUGGCGAGGUUGUGUGGGAUAUUGAUGAAAGUAAUGUCCAUAAGUCUGGGUUUGGAUGCGGAGUUCCUCCAGAAGGCAAUUGGAGGAGAUGAUGUGGGGGCUGCCCUGAGGGCGAAUUAUUAUCCGAAGUGCCCGCAGCCGGACCUCACACUCGGCCUCUCGGCACACUCCGAUCCUGGAGUUAUGACGGUGCUUCUUGCCGACGAUCAGGUCAAGGGCCUCCAGGUCCGAAAGGGUGGCGAAUGGAUCACCGUCCAGCCCCUCCCCCAUGCGUUCAUCAUCAACGUCGGCGAUCAGAUUCAGGUGCUGAGCAAUGCAACAUACAAAAGCGUAGAGCACCGAGUGAUGGCGAAUGCAUCGGCGGACCGGCUAUCCCUUGCCUUCUUCUACAACCCCAAGUGUGACCUGCUGCUAGGUCCGGCUCGUGAGCUUGUGUCACCAGACCGACCUCCUCUUUAUCAACCCAUGACCUAUAAUGAGUAUCGGCUAUAUAUUAGGAAGAAUGGCCCCAAGGGCAAAACGCAGGUUGAGUCAUUGAAGGCCAUGUAAUCAUGCGAUCACUUCUUCAAUUAUAUAUGUAUAUCAAAAUCUCUGCAUGAUGCAUCUGAUCCUAUAUAUUGGCUGUAUACAAAAUAUCAGUUUGAUGUUGUACAUUCCAUAGUACAUGCAUCCAUUCAAGCUUA
Molecule: messenger RNA, 1279 nt
Organism: Elaeis guineensis (African oil palm)
Lineage: Eukaryota; Viridiplantae; Streptophyta; Magnoliopsida; Arecales; Arecaceae
Product: jasmonate-induced oxygenase 1
Source: RefSeq, a predicted model, not a curated record